CUAACUUUGUUCAGUUUUUGGCUCUCUCAGCUCUCAAAGCUCAGUUCUAGUGAAGUCCGAGUUGAAUAAACUCACCUGGUGAACUUGUUGUCAGCUUUUGGUCAACACCUACCAACGCGGCUGACAGAGUAAAUCUGAGAUUCGAUCUAUUUUCGUGCUUCCACCUCUGUUUUGAACUCCGGAGAGUCUGAUAGAUUGAAAAGAAUUGAUAAAUUGAAGGAGAAGAACGGCGAAAAGAAAUAUACAAUGGCUGGGAUUGGAUCGGAAUGGUUGGAUUCAAGGUUAAUCCAAAUGGUUGUGAUUGGUCUUCUUCUUAUUGCUCCGGUGUUUGUUUCGGCAAAAGAAAGCUUGGAGCAAGAAGCUUCAAAUUACAAUGUGAAAGUAUUGAAUAUUUCCUUAUGGCAACCGGGUCGAUUGGGUUACCAACAUGUUUGGCCGGCUAUGGAAUUUGGCUGGAAAAUUGUUGUCGGUACCAUAAUAGGAUUCUUUGGAGCAGCUUUUGGAAGUGUGGGAGGAGUUGGUGGGGGUGGCAUUUUUGUUCCUAUGCUCACCCUCAUCAUUGGGUUUGAUGAGAAAUCUUCAACAGCUAUAUCAAAAUGUAUGAUCAUGGGUGGAGCUGCUGCAACUGUUUUCUACAAUCUAAGGCAAAGGCAUCCUACACUUGAUCUGCCAAUCAUUGAUUAUGAUCUUGCACUUCUGUUUCAACCAAUGUUGAUGCUGGGAAUCAGUAUUGGAGUUGCCUUUAAUGUGAUUUUUGCUGAUUGGAUGAUCACAGUCUUCUUAAUUGUCAUCUUCCUAGUAACUUCAACUAAGGCAUUCCUCAAGGGUGUUGAAACAUGGAAAAAGGAAACCAUAACUAAAGAGGAAGCUGCUAGAUACCUUCAAUCAACAGGUAGUGAUGUUGAAGAGGUCAUAUACAAACCUCUGAAUGGCAUUCAUUCAGAGACCAAGGAAUCUGAAAAGCGAAAGGUCUACAUUCUUGAGAAUAUUUACUGGAAGGAAGUUGGACUUCUUUUUGCUGUCUGGAUCAUUAUCCUUGCACUGCAGAUUUCAAAGAAUUACACAACUACUUGUUCAGUGGCAUACUGGGUAUUAAACCUAUUGCAGAUCCCAGUUACUUUUGCAGUAACUUCGUAUGAAGCUGUUAAUCUGUACAAAGGACGGAGAGCCAUUGCAUCAAAGAGAGAAGAUGGCACAAAUUGGCGAGUGCACCAGCUGGUUCUUUAUUGUGCAUGUGGCAUAUUCGCUGGCCUAGUGGGUGGGUUGCUUGGUCUUGGUGGAGGAUUCAUUUUGGGUCCGCUUUUUCUGGAACUGGGAGUCCCUCCUCAGGUGUCAAGUGCCACAGCCAGCUUUGCCAUGGCCUUUUCCUCGACCAUGUCUGUCGUAGAAUAUUACCUUCUGAAACGUUUCCCAGUUCCUUAUGCUCUCUACUUUGUUCCAGUCGCAGCCAUUGCUGCCCUUGUAGGCCAACAUCUGGUACGAAAGGUGAUCGCAAUACUCGGGAGAGCAUCGUUGAUCAUCUUCAUUCUGGCUUCUACGAUUUUCAUUAGUGCUAUAUCAACAGGUGGGGUGGGCAUAGUAAAGAUAAUUGAAAAUAUUCAGCAGAAGGAGUAUAUGGGGUUUGAUGACAUCUGUACAUAUGAAACAUAAUCUUGAACGUUUUUUCCCUCCUGUUAAAAAUAAGGCAUG
Molecule: messenger RNA, 1689 nt
Organism: Alnus glutinosa
Lineage: Eukaryota; Viridiplantae; Streptophyta; Magnoliopsida; Fagales; Betulaceae
Product: sulfite exporter TauE/SafE family protein 3-like
Exons: 13
Coding region: 247-1650 (467 amino acids)
Biological process (GO): protein ubiquitination
Cellular component (GO): Cul4A-RING E3 ubiquitin ligase complex; membrane
Source: RefSeq, a predicted model, not a curated record